Meloidogyne enterolobii is the source of this 888-nucleotide messenger RNA. NCBI's taxonomy places the organism in Eukaryota, Metazoa, Nematoda, Chromadorea, Rhabditida, Meloidogynidae. The record is from the annotation of a GenBank genome assembly.
UUUUUAACGGGAAAUUUUUUAAAAUUUUUUAAGGCCUCUUCAACAUUUUUUUGCUUCUUUUUAGACGCUGCCUCGAUGCUUCCAUUCCCAUAUUCUCCAUUUGCUGCUGCUCAACAUUUAUUUGGAUAUAAUGACCCAAAAUUACUUAAGGAUGCUAAAAAGACGGAAUUUGUUAAAUUUAUGGAUAUUUGUGAACACUUUUUUAUUUCACAUCCAGCAUCUGGACAAAAAGAAGGGCAUGAGCUUGAAAGAGUUAUGCUUUUUCUGCCUGCUUCAGAAACCUUAACAAAACAAAUGGAAAUAACUGGAAUGGCUGAGGCUAUAGUUAACUUUAGUGCCAAUAUACUUUUUAAUCAGCCAAAGGAUACUGAAAUUAAAGAUGGAAAACAACAAACAAAGCCGUUGUGUAUAAAUGGUGAUGAUGAGUCUGUUGAUUUUAGAUAUAUCAGUUCAUCGACAUCAAAAGAAGUUGUUCUGGUUGUUGAGAAUGGAGCCUUCUUUAUUGGUGUUUCUUUGAACAGGAAACUUUGCAAACAAUUUGAUUAUUGUGUCCAUUUACCAACCAUUCGAGCAUUGUUAGAACGUGCCUACAACGCCUACAAACUCUUUUAUGGCUCCUUUAGUGUUGUAUUUAAUUCUGAUUUGGUACAUUUUAAAAACGUUUUGGAUACGUUUUUUGCUCCAUAUUUACAAUUACUUAGAGUUUGCAAGACUCCUUUGGUUGAUUUGUUUAGUGGAGUCGACUUUCUCCCACUGGGAAGCCUCAAUUUUCUUGAAGUUCAUUGUCUGGUGAGAUUUAUUUUUUAUUAUUUUAUGAAGAUCCGACUUAAACUUUGGCGUUUGCACCGUCCUCGCCUCCCAAUUAAAUUUUACGGCUUAUUGGUGUAG